This is a messenger RNA of Prunus armeniaca (apricot), 1074 nucleotides long. The record is from the annotation of a GenBank genome assembly. NCBI's taxonomy places the organism in Eukaryota, Viridiplantae, Streptophyta, Magnoliopsida, Rosales, Rosaceae.
AUGGUGAGCUCUGAUUCAGUGAACUCAAGAGUUGAGACCUUGGCCAGCAGUGGAAUUGCAACAAUCCCAAAGGAGUACAUCAGACCCAAGGAAGAGCUUGUAAACAUCGGUGACAUCUUCGAACAGGAGAAGAGCACUGAUGGGCCUCAAGUUCCCACCAUUGAUUUGAAGGAGAUAGACUCUGAGAACGAAAAUGUGAGAGAGAGAUGCAGGGAGGAGUUGAAGAAGGCAGCAGUGGACUGGGGUGUCAUGCAUCUUGUGAACCAUGGCAUCUCCGAUGAGCUCAUGGACUGUGUCAGGAAGGCCGGGAAGGCCUUUUUCGAUCUUCCCAUUGAGCAAAAGGAGAAGUAUGCCAAUGACCAGGCCUCUGGCAAAAUUCAAGGCUAUGGAAGCAAGCUUGCAAACAAUGCUUCUGGGCAGCUUGAGUGGGAGGACUACUUCUUCCACCUUGUAUACCCUGAGGACAAGCGUGACUUGAACAUUUGGCCUCAGACACCUGCUGAUUACAUUGAGGCUACCGCCGAGUAUGCUAAGGAACUGAGGGCGCUAGCAACCAAGGUACUGCGCGUGCUGUCACUUGGGUUGGGAUUGGAAGAAGGGAGGCUGGAGAAGGAAGUUGGGGGGCUUGAAGAGCUUCUCUUGCAAAUGAAAAUCAACUACUACCCAGUUUGCCCUCAGCCAGAGCUUGCACUUGGUGUUGAAGCUCACACUGAUGUCAGUGCACUCACCUUCAUACUCCACAACAUGGUUCCUGGCCUGCAGCUUUUCUAUGAAGGCAAAUGGGUCACUGCCAAGUGUGUUCCAAAUUCCAUUGUCAUGCAUAUUGGGGACACCAUUGAGAUUUUAAGCAACGGUAAGUACAAAAGUAUUCUUCACAGAGGAAUGGUGAACAAGGAGAAGGUGAGGAUUUCAUGGGCAGUUUUCUGUGAGCCACCAAAGGAGAAGAUCAUCCUUAAGCCGCUCCCGGAAACUGUGUCGGAGACUGAGCCGCCAAUCUUCCCACCAAGAACUUUUGCUGAGCACAUUCAGCACAAGUUGUUCAGGAAGAGUCAAGAGGCUCUGAUCAACAAGUGA